AUGGCUUACCUAAUGGAUGGUAUGAAAAAAAAGGGAAAAGUUCUUGUAAAUGAAGGGUAUCGGUACCAGUUGAACAAGAAAAAGCUGACAACUUAUCAUUGGAGAUGCUGGAGGAAGACACGUCGAGCAACAUUCUCUACCAAUGCUUUCAACCUGGAUGCUGAGCGUGUACCACAUAUCGAAAUAAAAUCGGUCGGUGAUCAUGAUCAUCCAGCUGAGGAUGAAUUGCUACAGCAAGCAGAGGCCAUAAAUCAGAUGAAGAAAACAGUCAACGAUGAUCCCUCCAAACCGAUCAAAAGAGUGUUUAAUGAAGUAAUCGAGAGGUUUGUAGAAAAUGAUGAAGACGAAGAUCUCCCUGAGUUCUCUAGGGUUCGGUCAGCUUUGCAAAGAGUCAGAUCAUCUUUACUCCCUCCGAUUCCGACGGACGUAGACGACGUCAACAUACAGGAGCAAUGGAAGAAGACUUGGGGUGGACAUAAGUUUUUAACUCACCUUGACAACGACUGGGGCAUCGCUGUAUUUGCCACCAAGAAAGACAUUCGCCUUUUACAAAGAUGUUCAACAAUAUACAUCGAUGGAACCUUUAAAACAAGUCCCCAUCCCUACACUCAACUUGUAACUGUCCAUGGAAAGUAUCUAGGCAGAUUCUUCACUUUUGCUUGGUCUUUGAUGACAGGGAAAACAGUUGGACAUUACAGACAAUUUCUCCAACAUCUUCAGGCGAAAGUAAGGAACGUCACUGGAAGAAGAUGGCGCCCACGCUCGGUCAUUUGUGAUUUUGAGCAGGCAUUAAAAUUGGCCUUAGAAACGGAACUUCCUCGCACAAGAAUUUGGGGGUGUUACUUUCAUUUCACGCAGAGCCUAUGGCGAAAAAUCCAAGAGGUAGGACUGGCAAGGGUAUACAGGCGGCGAAGAAGGGUAAAGAAGUUUCUACAGAAAUUAAUGUCUAUCGGACAUCUACCGCUUGCGUUUGUGCGCCAGAACUUUCGGAUGCUUAUUCAAUCUCGCACAGCAAGACGUCUGCAAAACCGAUAA
Messenger RNA from Saccostrea cuccullata (small rock oyster), 1035 nucleotides. RefSeq lists its product as uncharacterized. The record is from RefSeq and is a predicted model, not a curated record. The transcript is spliced from 2 exons. Lineage: Eukaryota; Metazoa; Mollusca; Bivalvia; Ostreida; Ostreidae. The coding region runs from base 1 to 1035 and encodes 344 amino acids.